Molecule: messenger RNA, 303 nt
Organism: Hypoxylon trugodes
Lineage: Eukaryota; Fungi; Ascomycota; Sordariomycetes; Xylariales; Hypoxylaceae
Product: Apc13p protein-domain-containing protein
Exons: 1
Coding region: 1-303 (100 amino acids)
Biological process (GO): positive regulation of mitotic metaphase/anaphase transition
Cellular component (GO): anaphase-promoting complex
Source: RefSeq, a predicted model, not a curated record
AUGCAACGGCCUAGGGACGCCGACAUGUUCGAGGACUUUUGCAAGGACAAGUUGCCCGAUGAUGAGAUAUACGUGCCACCGCAUCACCAGCCUAUCAAUCCAGAGGAUGAGGACGACGUCGUACCCGAUCAACAUGCUGCCUUUGGUAUCCAGAAAGCUACCCAGCGAAGCAAGGAGCCCGCUUGGAAGGAUCUAGGGUUAGCGGAGCUCAUGGGCCGGGGACCUGCUGCGGAGAAAGGUGGGAAUACGAAUGGAGGCGGAAGCCGGGCUUCGAAAACGCCAUUUAAGGGAUUGCCGCGAUGA